AUCACGACACACGUCACGAACAACCGAUCGCUUCCCCAAGUCUCUGUCACACUCUCUCCCCGCUUCUGGAGCCCUCGGUCCCUUCCCCGACCCUAAUCCUUUCUCCCGAUUCGAUCGCUCUGAGCCGGAGUGGUGCGUGAGAACCCUAGCGCGAAUAACGAUGCAGCAGCUGAGGCUCAAGCAGCAGCAGGCUUUGAUGCAGCAAGCCCUCCUACUCCAGCAGCAGCAGCAGCAGUCCCUCUACCCGCACCCUGGCCUCUUGGCUGCUCCUCAGAUAGAGCCUAUUCUAAGUGGGAAUCUGCCUCCUGGGUUUGAUCCAAGCACAUGUCGCAGUGUGUACGUAGGAAAUGUUCAUCUUCAAGUUACUGAACCCCUUCUUCAAGAAGUUUUCCAAAGUACUGGUCUUGUUGAGGGAUGCAAACUUAUUAGGAAAGAGAAGUCAUCCUUUGGUUUUGUGGAUUAUUAUGACCGCCGAUCAGCUGCCCUUGCAAUUGUAACACUUAACGGGAGGCAGCUGUUUGGCCAACCUAUUAAGGUUAAUUGGGCAUAUGCCAGUGGUCAAAGAGAGGACACAUCAGGGCAGUACAACAUCUUUGUUGGUGAUCUUAGUCCCGAGGUCACAGAUGCCACUUUGUUUGCAUGCUUCUCUGUGUAUCAGAGCUGCUCAGAUGCAAGAGUCAUGUGGGACCAAAAAACUGGGCGUUCAAGGGGGUUUGGUUUUGUUUCUUUCCGGAAUCAACAGGAUGCUCAAAGUGCCAUAAAUGACUUGAAUGGUAAGUGGCUUGGCAGUCGGCAAAUCCGUUGUAACUGGGCUACAAAGGGAGCUAAUUCUAAUGAAGACAAACAAAAUUCAGACUCCAAGAGUGUGGUGGAGCUAACAAAUGGAUCUGCUGAUGACGGCCAGGAAAACACAAAUGAUGAUAGUCCAGAGAAUAACCCACAAUAUACAACUGUCUAUGUGGGUAACCUUGCUCAUGAGGUUACACAGGUUGAUCUCCACCGCUAUUUCCAUGCCCUGGGUGCUGGAGUGAUUGAGGAUGUUCGCAUACAACAUGAUAAAGGGUUUGGUUUUGUGAGAUACAGUGACCAUUCUGAAGCUGCUUUGGCUAUUCAAAUGGGGAAUGGUCGAAUCUUUUGUGGAAAACCAAUUAAGUGUUCUUGGGGCAGCAAACCAACGCCACUUGGGACGGCCUCAACACCGCUGCCUCCACCCACAGCUGCUCCAUUCCCCGAACUCUCCGCAACUGACCUCCUUGGUCACGAUGGCUCUUUGGUGUUGAGCAAGAUGGGCGGCAACCAGGCAUUGAUGCAUGCUCAGGGUCAGGUUGCUCUCAAGCAAGCUGCACUGGGAAUGGGCGCUGGUGCCAGCCAGGCUAUCUACGAUGGCGGGUUCCAAAAUGUUAGUGCGGCACAGCAGUUCAUGUACUAUUAGUGAUUGGAUUCCUCCAUGGACUCCGUUGAUCUUCUGAAGCUUUUCCUUUUGUGGAUCAGACACUUUCUUUAAUACUUCCACUAUGUCUCAAUUUGGUCACAUGUAAUUGUAUCACUGCAGAAGUACGAUGUAGACAUGGAAUGCCCAUAGGGUUUGAUGAGACUACAUGGGGAGUCUUUUAACCUAUAUGUCCUCCCCCCUUCUCCCUUUUUUGUUCCUAUUUUUUAGAUCUCGAGGGGACACUCAUUGGUGUUGUAGUUUCUAUAUGAUUUGGUCUUAAUACUACAUCUGUAUAUUGUAGAUCCUUAAAUUUAUAAUGGGUACUCGUGAAAGUAAUGUGGUUGAGAAAGGAAUAUGUUAAUGAUA
This is a messenger RNA of Musa acuminata subsp. malaccensis (wild Malaysian banana), 1798 nucleotides long. Its product is annotated as oligouridylate-binding protein 1. The record is from RefSeq and is a predicted model, not a curated record. Gene Ontology annotation, molecular function: mRNA binding. Lineage: Eukaryota; Viridiplantae; Streptophyta; Magnoliopsida; Zingiberales; Musaceae.